This is a messenger RNA of Bemisia tabaci, 4600 nucleotides long. RefSeq lists its product as uncharacterized. Lineage: Eukaryota; Metazoa; Arthropoda; Insecta; Hemiptera; Aleyrodidae. Gene Ontology annotation, molecular function: peptidyl-prolyl cis-trans isomerase activity. The record is from RefSeq and is a predicted model, not a curated record.
CACAUUUACACUUCUAUGCUCAGUUCAUUUUGCUAUAAGUAAUUUGAUUUACUAAGGAUUGAUGAUAAGUGAAUUUGAAUUUAAGUGUCGGUUUUCUUAAGAAUAGUGGGCAUUCAUUAAUUCAUCUCAACAUUUUUCGCGUUUGUAAUAAGUGGACAAAUUCAUUGAGUAACCCACAGAACGUUACAACUUCCAUCUUUCUCUGUCUCUCACUAACUCUUUGAAGUUAGCACAUUUAUGUAAAAAAUGCCGAGUUUUCCUGUUUGCAUGUGUCAAAUACUGUAGGGAUACAGCCCUCUCAUCUUUCUACAUCCAUAAAGCCAUGUUCAGUGAAGAUGACAUCGAUUUCACUCCGUCUCCGAAUACCAAUUUAGCAUCACUUUUUGAUUCUUCUCGAUUAAGUCUCAACAAUGGGAAUCAGUCACUUACUUACAAAGCUCCCAAACAACCCAGAUCUCUUGGGAAACAUGAAACUCCGACGGAUUCCGACUCAUCUCUGGACUCAAGGAGAUCGAAGGUGGAAAGUCUCGAUAGUAAAUCAGCAGAAAAUUCUAGAGCAGCCAAAACUCUGGACCUCUUCAUCGUCAAGACUGUUCAGGCAUUUAAAAUGGAAAACGGAAAUUACAAUAAUGUCGGGAGGUUAAGAGCUGCUCUUUGUGGAAGUUUUGUCAACAGAUGUUUUGAAUUUAUCAUCUAUCGUGACAAAACAACUCAUGUGUGUCGAGCCUCUAUCAACCAAAAUUUUAAAUUUAUCGUGCAAAUAAAUAACUAUGCUGCCUUCUAUAACAAAGCAAAUCAACUGUGGUCAGUGCUUUUUGAAUCUCCCCAGGAUGCUUCAGAGUUCUCCACUCAGAUAGCCCUUGUCAAAUGGUGUUGUUUAGCUAAUGCAGGAAAAGGGAGCGAACUGUUAAUUCAAAAUUUAAUAGUUGGCUCGAGUGAUCAACUGAAAGCUGAAGAUGGCUCCAUCGUAGAUAUCUACUAUGUAGCAAAAACAGUUACACCCUCCUUCAAAAUUGACAGGGAAGUUGCAAACAAUCACAAUGAUGGGAAACCUAUUAGUGUAACAGUUGGCCCUGGAUGGGAGAAAGGACUUCAUGGUGUCACUGUCAAUUCCAAAAGAGCCAUCAUCAUUCCAUAUCAAUUGCUCGGCUCUUGGAAACCACUUGUUGCUGAUGAAUGCUCUCUCAUGUUACAAAUAACUGUUAUAAAAAUAACAAUUGCGCAAUCCCCACCAGAUACAAGACAAACUAUGGAUCUUCCUAAAAUUGGUGGUCCUCAAGACAGUAUAGAUGAUUUUGCGGAUGAUAAAACAGUUCCUCGAGUUUGUCGGCCCAGUAGCCGGAAUUCUAGAUUAAGUUACCCAUUGCCAGGUUUACAUGACAAAGUGCCACAUUCCAAUGAUUCUGACUCAGAAUCUGAAGAAGAUAAUCCUGUGAUAUCAAAGCUAGUUCCUGGAACCAAGCAAAAAAGUAAAUUCAAUAAUAGUCAAACGAAGAAGAGGAAAGAUAACUGCCCUGAUCCUAUGAACUUCAAAGGCGAAUCAUCAAGUCUAACUCAAUUCCAGCACAUAGAUCCUCUCACUAAAUCUUCAUCUUUCUCCGCUGAUUCUCACCUGUCAGUUUAUUUGUCAGAAAUGCGAAUCCAAAAUUCAGAAGUUCGCAUUGGCCUGGGACGAGUCUCUGAUAAAGUGGAUCAAGUUUUGAAUAAGUUGGAACCGAAGUCUAUCGUUGAUCUCAAUAGUCUCAAUGAAAAAAUCGGAAAAUUGACUGAAAUAAAUGUUGAGGUCAAAGACAGAGUUUUUUCAGAUUUUUCUACAAUUGCAGACCAAUACAAAGAAAUAAUAUCUCUUCUGAAAAAUAAAGUAGAUGAGCCAACAGUGGGAGAUCGAAGUCGCAGCUCCUGUUCAGGCGAAGGAGUUGAUAGAAAGAAUCAAUUUGAAUCACAUAUAGCAGACUUAGAAACAGAAAACUCGGAGUUAAAAGUCAUGCUUGCACAGUCUGUAAGAGAAAACAAUGACUUAAAAAUGCAUGUAACAACACUCGAACAAUUGAAUUCUCAGUUCCAAGAUGAUUUGGAAAAAGCUUCGCUUAAAGGAACUAAAAGCUAUGAAGAAACUAGCAAAGCAGAGAUCAAAGAGGGCAUCAAGCAAAAGAUGAACACUAUAUACCAUGCACUCAAGGCCGAGUUCCGACCAGAUCGGCACUAUCUUGGACAAGAAAUUCACUCUCAGCUAUACAAUAUAAUCAAGCGAGUAACAUUAGAAUACUUACAAGAAUUGAAAGGAGACAAUGUCCGUUCGCUUCGUGACAAUACAAUCGAUAAAAUGGAAAAAGAAUACAAGUCGUCUGAAAGCAAACCUGAUUCACCAGCCCCUCAAGCUAAUCCUGUCACAUUGAAUGAUGGAGAAACGAUAACAAAUGAUCAUAGGACAAAAAGUGAUGCAGAUAAUUCGCUCUCUGAAGGAUGACAGCUCUUCUUAUCUUCAAAGUUUUAUUGUUUAUCGUUUUUGUUUUGAUACUAGGCACUUCCUUUACCUUAAACAGAAUAAGACUUAAAAGGACACUUAAUAAUUGUUCUCUAUAACAUCAGAGGUCAGAUGGAUUCCUCGACGACUCACGUCCGCAAGUCUUACCGAAGUAAAAUUUCAAAAUGUCUUCGCUAUCACUCAGCAUCAUUCAAAUUUUGUUGCUCUCUUUUGGUUUGAAAUUCGCAGGCACUCAACAGUUAGCCAUUCAUGCUUUCUAAAGUAGUUGACAUAAUUCAUCAAUGUGUUUGUUUGGUAUAUGUCUCAGUAGACUAUUUAUAUAUGUGAUUUAUGUCAACGGUGAAACUCCAAAAACACGUAUCUUGUUUGCAGUGUUUUAUAAUCUCCGCUUUUUUUUUAUUUUUUUAAAGGCAGACAAAUCGACAUCAUUCUUUGAAGUUUUCACAGAAUAUUCUUCUGUAUAGAAGAAAAAUCACUGUACUUUUUGAGAAUCGCCUCCGAGUAAUUUUCUAUUUAAAAGAUUAAGUAUAACAGAAAGUCUGCAACGUUUCAAACCAACUCAUGAUGUUUGGGAGUUUCACCAUCGAUGUGCAAUUCAUGAGACUGUCAGUACAUUGUCAAUGUACAGCCAAAAUGGACGUAUUUCUAUCAAACGGAACUAAGCGCCAUAGGGGGAAGAGAGUAGAGGGGGGCUUAGAUUGGCCGCGGAACCAGGCGUCAGGCUCAUUCCGUCCUGUACUCACAAUGCUUUUCCAUGGCGCUUAGUUCCGUUUGACAGAACGCGCUAUCCGGCAUUCUAAAUUCCUCAAAAGGAACUCAAAUUGGCGUUUAGUUCUGUUUGACAGAAAUACGUCCAAAUGAGAGUCAUCUGUUACACCUUAAAUCCUCUGACUGGUCAGUUCUGCACGUGUGUUCGUAUUUUGAAGUUGUGGAGGCCUUUACCUAUCUCCAUUGCAAUUUAAAAUAAACCGGAAGAAUUCUACUGAAAAGAUCAUCACUCAUCAUUGGUAUGGUCCAAGUGUUCAGGCAAACAGUUUGUCAAGAAAGUUCAGAAGUUCUUUAAAUCCUCAAAAAUGGCAUCAUGUUCUCUCAAAACGAAGUAAAAGAAGUAGGGCAACAGAUUUGUUCAAUUCUGUGCUUAGAAAAAGGGGACAGCAAAAUCCACAUCCUUAUGAAUUUUAAUCAGAAUAUUAAUGAAGCGUAUUGAAGUGUAAAUUUUUUUUCCGGUUCCAAGUCAUGCUUUGUUUAUGUUACUCAGUUAACAUAGUUUGUUUCAUAACGGUUCAUGGAAGAUGAUCUUCAUGUCAUGGGCAGAUGGAACAUCGAUCUCGCUUUUUUUUUUUAAUUCCAAAAGAAUAAUGCCAUUAGUUUGAUCUCUGAUCUGUAGUUAAGUUUUCGGUGGGAAAUAAACAGUAUUUUCCAUGUGCCAACUGAUAGAGCGUAAAUUAGUUGCCUUUUUUUCCUUCUGGUUUUCACUUGGGAGACUAUUAGUAUGGCAACAAACUUAAUAAUUAACUCCCAAGUGACUCUUUAGUAAAUAGCUAGUAUUAAUUUAUUGUAUUCUAUAAGCUAAUUUCACACAAGUCCCAUUAGUUGGAGGUCAAGUUCACUUGUUAAUAUUCUUCUGAGACAAGCGAGAAAGUGUCACUGAAGUUGAUUUCCGAAGUUGCUGUGGCAUUACUCGCUCUCAACAUCAAAAUUUUAGAGAUGGCAUGUCAUGCUGUGUCUUUACUCAUAUAAUUUCUCCACUGGCUCAGUACCUAUUAUUUUUUCCAAUUAAUUUAACAGCAAAAGACGUAGCUGCGUUUUUAUUUUUCUCCAUAGGUAUACAGUUUUAAAAGAGUUCUUACUUCUUUUCAUGAACCAUUGUAAGUAUGAAUAGGAGAAAAAUUUUCCAAAAAAGCCUGGUUUUCAUAACUCUUUGUUGAAACUCUUGUAAAUAUCCUAAUCCUGCAUUCCAAAAUAUUUUUGUUACGUAUUGCUGUAAAAUUCAGCAAGAAAAAUAUAUGAAUCUGUUGAUAUUAUAGGUAUAACUUUAAAAUUAGGCAAGAAAAAUAUAUUAUCUGUUGCUACUAUUUUUUACCUGUUGAGAAUAAAACAAAAUUUAAAUUGCAA